ACUCGGUAAGUAUCGAGUCCCGUACGCCACAAGAAAGCCUCACCAUCCGAGUUCUUCAAGCUGUCGCAUACAAUGAAAGGAAAGGAACGCUGGUCCUUGCUUGAUGGAGCAGUCUUGCGUCGUCGCCGAUCAGCUCAAGUCGCAAUCGAUCAAUUCCUCGACCGCCUCGUCGACAUCUUCGACUUCCCGCUCGCUCCACCUUCCCACCACGCACCUACAGCAUCAACCCCAAGGAAACGCUCAACUUCAACCGCAGCAGACGCUUACAUGACAAUGGACGGGAGCAUUUCGCCUCGUUCACGCAGUCGUGAGUGUACAAUUGGCGCCUCAAAGAAACCUCGUAAAGUCUCCAUGGCAGAUCGAGUCCGUGAGUUGCUGCUGCACUCCAAGUCAAGAGCACGGAAUUCAGUCAUCUGCAACAACAGCACAAAGUCCAAUGGCACACUCAACGCAAGAGAGCUGAGGAUGUCAUGGUUGCCAGACACGAACAAGACGGUCUCAGAACAACCCCAAGAUGAUCUCUGGGUCGAACACGAUGAACAUGACCGACAACUACAGUGUGGCUAUCAAUGCCUCGCUGACGAAGCUACAAUCUAAGUGUAAAGCAUAAGAAACUGCUUGUUCGUUAAACUUACACAACGUUGCUCUCUCCUUCUUCUGGC
Phytophthora nicotianae INRA-310 is the source of this 662-nucleotide messenger RNA. RefSeq lists its product as hypothetical. Lineage: Eukaryota; Oomycota; Peronosporomycetes; Peronosporales; Peronosporaceae. The record is from RefSeq and is a predicted model, not a curated record. The transcript has a single exon. The coding region runs from base 73 to 597 and encodes 174 amino acids.